ACAUGGAGAGGGUCUGAAUGAAGGAUCUGAGGUCAUUUCUACCUCUCAGUUACUAUCAGCACAUUGUACCAGAUCCCCUCCCCGUUCAUACCUCUGCUCUUUCACAAUGUGUUCAAUCUACACAGCCCCCAGCCAAUCAGGAUAGGACCAAAUCCCCUUUACCCAUAAACCAUUACUUCCGGCGCCCCCUCUCUCUCCGUACAGUGUAGUACAAUGUGUUUCCCACUGUGAUUUCAAGCCUCAGGACAGAAAUGAGGCUUCAUUAAAAGAGUUUCUAUAGCUGCAGACAAAAGGAUCUCCCCUUCAAACUCUACAUUACCUGCAUUUCCCCCACUAAAGAUUUUAAACCUGUUCUCAUCACCUGUGGGAGAAGUGUUGGUUCAAAGGAAUUACCAAAGUGUCUGUUCGACACCAUGUCUGUGGUCAAGAUCCUGUGCUGUCUGCUGUUAACGUAUCACCUCAAUGAGGGGAAGAAAAUCAAAGGAAACAGAGCAGCAGACACAGAGCAGAGGGGAGUCCUGAAGGUGAAAGAGCAGUAUGUCAGCAGUUCAGCCUUCAGGCUGUUUAGAGAAGGUGAGGACAACUGCACACUGGACCCUCUGCAGCUGCACACUCUCACCUCCUGUGGCUUCAACAGCAGUAAUCCCCUCAUCAUAAUCACUCACGGGUGGUCGAUGGAUGGUAUGAUGGAGAGCUGGGUGCUCAGGUUAGCCACAACCCUGAAGACAAAUCUAAUAGACGUCAACGUGGUGAUUACCGACUGGCUGUCCCUGGCUCACCAGCACUACCCCACAGCUGCACAGAACACCCGCACUGUUGGAAAAGACAUAGCUCACCUGCUGCAGUCACUUCAGGUACACUACCAGUACCCAGUUAGAAAGGCUCAUUUGAUUGGCUAUAGCCUUGGAGCUCACAGCGCUGGAUUUGCUGGAAGCUACCUGGAAGGUUCGGAGAAGAUUGGAAGAAUUACUGGUCUCGAUCCAGCGGGGCCACUGUUUGAAGGCAUGUCUCCCACAGACAGACUGUCUCCUGAUGAUGCUGAAUUUGUGGAUGCCAUUCACACCUUCACCCAUGAACGUAUGGGCCUCAGUGUGGGCAUCAAGCAAGCUGUGGCACAUUAUGACUUUUACCCCAACGGAGGAGACUUCCAACCAGGAUGUGACCUGCAUAACAUUUACGAGCACAUAGCCCAGUACGGGCUCCUCGGUUUUGAGCAGACAGUGAAAUGUGCUCAUGAGCGGUCCGUCCAUCUAUUAAUUGACUCUGUGCUGAAUAAAGACAAGCAGAGCAUAGCCUACAGGUGCAGUGACAAAAGCGCUUUUGACAGAGGUGUCUGUCUGGACUGUCGGAAGAAUCGCUGCAACACACUGGGCUACAAUAUCAAGAAGGUUCGCAGUGGCACCAGCAAGAGGCUCUACCUGAAAACACGCUCUCGGAUGCCUUACAAACUCUAUCAUUACCAGUUCAGGAUCCAGUUUGUCAACCAGAUGGAGAGGAUCAAGCCCACUCUCACCAUCUCCCUCUCUGGAACAAAGGAGGAGAGUGGAGACCUCCCCAUCACUGUCACUGAAACGAUUUCGGGUAAUAAGACCUUCACCUUCCUGAUCACCCUGGACAGAGACUUAGGGGAUCUGAUGUUGCUCAAAUUGCACUGGGAGGGAUCGGCUCUGUGGAAGAACAUGUGGAACCGGGUGCAGACCAUCAUUCCCUGGGGCAGCCGAAUGAGAAAACCACUGCUGACUGUGGGCAAGAUCAGCGUCAAAGCAGGCGAGACGCAGGAGAGGACAUCUUUUUGUGUCAUGACAAAUGACGGACAACAUGUUGAAGUGUGGCAGGAUAAAGUGUUUGUGCGCUGUAAAAAAGACACACCAAAACAGCACAGAAGGAAGCACAACCAAUAGACUUGGGUGGGUCCCUUAAUAUGUUCAACAGACUGAAGAUCUCUGAUGGGUGACCGGCAAUUUCACAACUGGAUGAAAUUUUGUGAACUCCUCAAAGUGAGGCGGUGCAGAUUUAGGGAGUAAAUUAGAAAGUAUUAAUUGUAUGAAAGAUGUGGCACUGAACAAAUAGUGUUAAAGUUUAAUAGGAGAAUUGAACCCUGGGAAGCUGAGGCUAGUUUACUAUUGUAAACUGUGUUUACAAUUUACAGGAACAUGUUUAAGUUUGAUUAUGUGAUCAAAUGAUUAAUAAACUAAGUAUUGCAUGUGAUCUUUAUACCAGACACUUUGUUUUCUCACCAGAACCUCACAAUGUAGUUUUAAGAACCAGCCCAGAUCUACAUUUCUGUCUGCAGACAAAUGUCAUUCAGGGGUACAAACGGAUGAUCGUUUGCCAAUUCAAAUAUUAACCAGGCAGUGAACACAAAGUCAGACAUUUAAUGACGUUAAUUCCAAAGGAUGUAAUCUUUUUAUGGCUGUUGACUAUCCGAUGUAAAAUGAUCAAUCUCAUCAUUUAAAAACCUACUUUACUCCUGCCAAUAACAUCAUAUAAAUAUAUGUUAAUCAAACUCAAACCAGAGCAAUAAAUAUUCCCUCUGGUUUUUUUUCUA
Messenger RNA from Siniperca chuatsi (mandarin fish), 2548 nucleotides. It is a transcript of the gene lipca, whose product is annotated as lipase, hepatic a. Gene Ontology annotation, biological process: lipid metabolic process. Bases 414 to 1901 code for a protein of 495 amino acids. Gene Ontology annotation, molecular function: apolipoprotein binding; triacylglycerol lipase activity. The transcript has 9 exons. The record is from RefSeq and is a predicted model, not a curated record. NCBI's taxonomy places the organism in Eukaryota, Metazoa, Chordata, Actinopteri, Centrarchiformes, Sinipercidae.